Angiostrongylus costaricensis is the source of this 3237-nucleotide messenger RNA. The record is from the annotation of a GenBank genome assembly. Lineage: Eukaryota; Metazoa; Nematoda; Chromadorea; Rhabditida; Metastrongylidae.
AUGCAGCCAAUGAUUCGCUGCAGACUAGUUGCACAAUUUGGAACAUUACCUAAACCAUUUCACGAACCCUUGUACGGAUAUCCCACUGGUCGUGCGCCUCCUACGCAACCCGCAAUGCGAAACGUACACCCUGGACCUACUCCUCAAUCGUCUCCUUACCAACCGACAGUUCCAGCAGUAAAUGGCAUUACGUCAUCAGCAAUGAGUUUUCAAUCUGCACAAACCCAUAAUCAUGCUGCCAUAAAUGGCUUACAAGCUACGCAAAGUAACAAUUUGAAUAGCUCUCAGAAUUUACAGCACAUUCCACCUGCACUGCCUCCGAGCAAUGGUACUGCCUCUGCACUGACAAAUAACUCUGAGUCAACAGUGUCGGUUGGUCGGCAACGUCAAGAGGUGUUUCCUGGACAGUCCAUGCAGCAAUUUUCAAAUGCUGCCCAUCCUACGCAUCCAACAUAUGGAACGACUCAUCAGCAGGUUCAGCAAAUAAGUUCGUUUCCUUCACAACCUGGUCCUUUUCAGUCACCAAAUCCGCCCCAUCCAAACCAGCUUCAGCAACCACAAGUAGAUGCCCGUGGGCAUACGCCGGGAGUUCCAGGGGCGCCUUUGUUCCCACCUCCCAUAGGUGCUAAAGCCUAUCCUGAUUUUCCAAACAUAAGUGGCGGUAGCACUGCCAUGGCAAAUUCUCAAGAUGGUUUUCAAUCUCCGGGACCACCAGGGGUUCAACCACAUUUUGGUACCGCUCCAAGUGUCCAAGGAGGUAUACCACCAGCAGUUCCUAGUUAUCCACAAGGACCUGGUUUUCCGUCUGCAGGAUUUCCGAGUGGUCCACCUAUGCACACACGGCAGCCACAGCCUCAACCGCAACAACGACUUGAUCCAAAUAUGAUGCCUAGUGCGGUUGAAGUUAUGGAGAUAGAUUCUGCUCAGUCAGGACAGUUCCCAACAGGUUAUCCACAUGCUAACCCUCCUCCUCUUGUCUCAACAGACUUCUUUGCUGUCGAUCAAGGGAACUGUUCUCCAAGGCUGAUGAGGUCAACGUUAUAUAUGGCACCGGCGUCAAACGACAUGUUAAAAGCAGCACAAAUUCCGUUCGCUGUCGCCUGUUCGCCGUUUGCGACACUUCAUCCAAAUGAACGCGCUCCUCCACUCAUAGAUCUUGGACCGGGUGGCCCCGUGCGAUGUCAGCGCUGCAAAGCCUACAUGUGUCCUUUCAUGGAAUUUCAAGAUGGAGGUAGACGGUUUCGCUGUCCAUUUUGCCAUGGUUCCACGCCAGUGGAAGAUGUUUACUUCGCUCAUCUGGACCACACUGGUCGUCGCACUGAUAUUGAGCAUCGCCCAGAAUUAUUUUUGGGAGCCUACGAAUUUAUAGCAACCAAACAAUACUGUAAGAACGGUCUACCUCCAAAAGAGCCCGCUUUUAUUUUCAUGAUUGAUGUUUCUUACAAUGCAAUACAUAAUGGUAUGCUGCAAGUUGUGUGCUCGCAUCUGGAGCGGAUUCUUCAGCAGUUGCCGAAAGAUCUCGGUGCUUCUGAGUCUGUUGUGCACGUUGGGCUGGCAGCUUUUGACCAAGUAGUUCAUUUCUUCGAUUUAUCUGCUGCACAACCGUCUGUGAUGGUAGUAGGUGAUGUCGGGGACAUGUUUGUUCCUAUCGUUGAUGGCCUUCUGUUGCCGUAUUCCCAAGCAGCUCAGUCUAUUCGAGCUGUCCUCGCAGAGAUUCCACGUUUAUUUGCACAGUCAAAAAUCACUGAAACAAUACUGGGACCUGUUGUGCAGGCUGGUUUAGAUGCUCUUCAGUGUGCCGAUCGAGUUGGAAAGCUGAUGGUGUUUUCUACUUCAUUGCCAACAUUUGAAGCUCCUGGUAAGCUAAAGGCAAGAAAUGAGAGAAGUCUCCUUGGAACCGAGAAGGAAAAGACGGCUCUCAUGCCGCAAGGCGAAUUCUAUACAAAACUCGGUGAACAAUGUGUUAAAGCUGGUGUAACAGUGGACCUCUUUCUGUUCCCGAAUUCCUUUAUCGACGUAGCUUCGAUGGCCCAGCUUUCCGCGGUUACGGGUGGAAACGUCUACAAAUACCAGUACUUCGUGGCUGAAAAAGAUGCUCCUCGUUUUCUUGCCGAUCUUUCUCAUGAUGUCUCCCGCCAAAUAGCGUUUGACUGUAUGGCCAGAGUACGAUCAAGUGCUGGUAUCCGACCUAUUACUUUCCAAGGCUCUUUCUAUAUGGAAAAUAGCACUGAUUUGGAAAUGGCAUCAAUAGACGAGGACAAGUCUUUCUUCGCAGAGCUGAAACACGAUGAUAAACUUUCUGACCAGAACGCUAUUAUUCAGUGUGCAAUUCUUUUCACGUCUGUAAGUGGGCAACGUCGCCUGCGAAUUCUCAACCUUUGUCUUCCCGUGUCAUCUGAUUAUAACCAACUGUACAGGGUAGCCGAUCAAGGAGCACUUGUUUCAUACCUUCUCAAAAAUGGUACGUUCUCUUAUGUUUCAAAGUCCGUACAAACAAAUCGUGAACGAGGACUGAAAGAGGUGAAGGAACAAAUUUUCCAGCGUUGUGCCCAGAUCUUGGCCACAUAUAGAGAGAAAGUAAGCGAAUCAGCUCCUCUCGGUCAACUUAUAUUGCCGGAGACAUUGAAACUCUUACCUUUAUUUGUUAAUUCCGUUGUCAAAAAUGAUGCUAUCAGUGGAGGUAGCGAAAUGACGGUCGAUGACAAGGUUUGGAUGAUUGAAUUAAUUCGAGGAAUGCGAAUGGAUCACUCAAUGUUGCUCUUAUAUCCAAAAAUCGUUCCUGUUGAUCAUCUAGAACUACAGGAUCCUUCAGAAAUGACAUCAGUUGCUGGUAGUGUUAGGGCCAGUUACGAAAACCUCUCCAAUACAAAGGCUUAUCUAAUCGACAACGGAAUUGUGCUUUUCCUCUGGAUUGGUCUCAGUGUCGCCGCCGCAUGGGUGAAUGAUAUUUUUGGAGUGAACAGUGUCGCUAUGCUUGAUACCGAAAAUGUAUGUAUCCAUAUACAGGUUCAAAUUCCUGAAAAGGACAACGCUCGCUCAAGAGCACUUCGACGCGUCGUUGAAUUGCUUCAAGAGGUUGGUCCACGAAGAAGGAAAAUGUUUGUUGUUCGAGAGAAGGAUGCCCUAGAGCCGUGGAUGAAGAAGUUCCUUGUUGAGGAUCGUUCCGGGCCAAACGUCAUGUCAUAUGUGGACUUCUUAUGUUAUAUUCAUCGUGAGAUAAGGAAUUUGUUAGCUUAA